ACCAUACCUGAAUCAAAGUUUCAAACUCAACCCGUACCUGCAUAGGCUCAAAUCGAUUAUCUGGGUUAAGUGGUUAACCAUUUACGAAGACAAAGCAAGAUCCGGUGAAAGAGAGGGAGACAGCAGUUGAAAGAAGUGCUCAAGUGAGGAGAGAGAAAGUCGAAGACGAGAAUGUCGUUCAUGAAGGGUGAUCUUCUCACUAAAACCAGAAAGCUGGUUAAGGGUCUCGCUAAAUCUGAGCCCCUUUGGCUUAAACCCAUGCAAAAGGCCCCUCCUGUUGUUUUCCCUCGUUCUGAUGGAAAAGUGAAGCCGAUCAGCCUUCCUGAGGAUGUUUAUGUAAAUAAAUUCUAUCAGAAGCAUCCAGAGUCAAAAUAUGAAGAUCCUAUCAAGUUUAAUGGUUUCAGUCCUGUUCCAGCCUGUAUUUUUGCUGGGCGAGUGCUCGAAUUGAAGGAGCAAGGAGUAAGAGAGGAACAAGCGUUGGCCGUAGCUGAUAUGGAAUAUCGAGGAGAGAAGAAAUCCAAAAGGCAGGCUUACAAGCGUUUAAGGCAAAUAGCUCAUAUUCAGGGGACAAAACCACCUCCUAAUCCAUAUCCGAGUGCUAUUAAGGAGAUACAGGCAGAGGAGCGACCUCAUGUCCGUGACCGAUUUUUCAAUCCUCAUAUACUAGAGAUAGCUAAGAAGCUAAAAGAAGAAAGAGCUGCUGAUAUGCGGGAAAGGUUUGGAGGACGAGGCGUUUAGUUCUUGAAAAAGUAAUUUGAAUCAAUCAAAAACUAGAGCGGCCUUGCUUUAUCUUGCCAAGAGUUUGCACCUUUGCUUUUGCUCCAUUCGUAUGCAUUUGGUUUUUCAUUAUUGUUACAUGAUUCACUUGAUCACUUUUACUGAAUCAGAAUCAUAAAUCAAAUUGAUUUUUGUUUAGAGAUGGAGUUAUAGAGUUUAGAAAACAAAUAUCAGAUUUUUUUACAAUUUUUCUCAUUGGAUGCUAAUUGCCAAUAAAUCAGAAUUUUCCUGAACUCCCA
Molecule: messenger RNA, 1016 nt
Organism: Chenopodium quinoa (quinoa)
Lineage: Eukaryota; Viridiplantae; Streptophyta; Magnoliopsida; Caryophyllales; Amaranthaceae
Exons: 4
Coding region: 172-738 (188 amino acids)
Source: RefSeq, a predicted model, not a curated record